This is a messenger RNA of Aureobasidium melanogenum CBS 110374, 1776 nucleotides long. RefSeq lists its product as uncharacterized. Lineage: Eukaryota; Fungi; Ascomycota; Dothideomycetes; Dothideales; Saccotheciaceae. The record is from RefSeq and is a predicted model, not a curated record. Bases 1 to 1776 code for a protein of 591 amino acids. The transcript has 2 exons.
AUGUGUCGCGGCACACCAAGCGUCUACGAACUACCCGGUGACCUUCCACCAGUAGCCGAACUGCCUGAUGACUCUAUACCGGCAGAGCUAUCUGGCGAGGACUUGUCUAAAGAGGAUGAUAGUACUGACUCCAGAGCUCCGCGUGCUGAGCUGGUGCCAGCGCGAUACUCGAAUGAAUUGUUACCAACGCCUUUCUCGGGGUUCUCUACGAUCUCAUCCAAUCCGUCGCUGAAGCCUUCUCCUCUCAACUUCUCACGGCCGAACUUCUCGCGACCACGUCCUGUAGAGGCCAAUUCCUACAACUUUGGCAGCAGGGCUGGUCCUGUGCCCGAGUACGAUCCGAACAAUCGACCGACGCUUUUUGGACCUGCUCAGACGCAUCAUGAUGAACAUCAAGAGAAAACCAAAGAUCGAGAUGAAAAUGAUGAUGGUAUUGAAACACCUGCACCAUCGCCUAGGGCAUACACAUGGGGCAAUUCACGGCAAAGUGUAGAUGGAGCAAGUAUUGGAGGAGCCAGCAUCGAUGAGGCUAUCCCACCUCCGAUCAAGACGUAUGCAGAUCUGCAAGACAUGCAAUCGCCAAGGGACAGCAUUGAUGAGGCUACACCACCAGCGAUUAGGGGCGCUAAUGGCUUCAACCACGAUUUCAGUAUAUUGAAUAUUUCAAGAGGGGAUAGCAUAUAUGAAGACUUUCCCACACCUCCUGGUACCAAGUCUCCGAAAGAACAAUUCCGGAAAGACUCACAGGCCUUGCCGCAUCAUCUCAGAGAGAGUGUCAACGAUGGUACACCUUCGUCUCCAGGACGGGGUACUCAUCCGCUCGCGCGCAUGAACACGACUAGCUCGAUGGCGAGUAGCUUUGACGAGGCCGUACCACCUCCUAUAUUCACACGGAGACAUCAAUUGUCACAUAUGGACACAGAGAGUUCGAGAGGAACAAAGUCUUCGGAUCAGACAAAGAGCUCCAGAGUCGACAGUGUUGUGGCUCCACCGUCCAGCGUACCACCAAGAAGCGUUGCACGAAAAGAGGUUUCAGCAGAGCCUGGUGCACCAAACGUGCUCAUCUACAAGCCAUACCUUGACUACGCUUCUAGCCAAGGAUCAAAUUCUGUUCGCACCAGUACCGCCACUGACCGCAAUGAGAGCAACUCAGCUUCUGGAUCGGAUAGCAACCGGAGAUACAGUUCUGCAGGCAGUGAGACUAGUUCAGUGGCAGACUUUGCCUUCGAUGGUCAACUAGGCUGGAACCCGCGCAACAAUGCUGCCUCCGCAAAGGAAGCCAAUCGUCAACAGCGGUGGUCAGCUCCUCUUACGAAUCCCCUGAAAUUAGUGACUUCGCGAUCCAAGGGCAAGGAGAAGCAACAGACACCGAUGCCUACAAUGCAGGAACAACCAUCACGUCAAGGCUCGGAAUCAAGUUCACAAAAUGCUCUUUCGCCAGCCUCGAGCAGGGCAUCUACAGGCACAGGAAGCAGUGCUUCCAGCAGACCACCGACCAUCCCUGCGCGAGUCCCUCGCAUCAUCAAACGAACAUCUAUUGACCAGAUGUCCGAGCAUGUCAAUCCUUGGCAAGGCGAGACCAUGAGCGAUCGUGGCAGCGUGUCCAGCAACGAAUGGACGAGCAGUGAAGUUGAUACUUCAAGUCUGAGUGUAGAGAAGAUACACAAGCUCAAGAAGAAGGGAAUCAACCCUGCGCUAUAUGUCGAGAUGCAGAAUGCGCGUAAAGGGAAGAAUAAAUGGGUUAGCCCUUUGCAGGGCAACUCUUUCAUCUCCUGA